Exophiala bonariae is the source of this 1695-nucleotide messenger RNA. RefSeq lists its product as uncharacterized. The transcript is spliced from 2 exons. Gene Ontology annotation, biological process: xenobiotic transport; transmembrane transport. Gene Ontology annotation, molecular function: xenobiotic transmembrane transporter activity. Gene Ontology annotation, cellular component: plasma membrane. The record is from RefSeq and is a predicted model, not a curated record. NCBI's taxonomy places the organism in Eukaryota, Fungi, Ascomycota, Eurotiomycetes, Chaetothyriales, Herpotrichiellaceae. Bases 1 to 1695 code for a protein of 564 amino acids.
AUGUCGGAGUCUUCAACCAAUACCAUGGCUGAAGGUCAUUUGCCAGGGGAUGCUCUUCGCAAAGAAGAAACACACCUCACUCGUGCCUCGACUCGCCGGACCUUAGAACGCUAUGAGACACGGCCCACCCAAGGUGCGGUAGAUGUCUUGGACCUACCUUAUGACAUGCUCGGCGAAUCGGCCGAUAUGGCAGAGUACACGGAAGAAACAGCCACAGGUAUCAUACCCAAGCGCACAAUUUCAAGAGUCAGUGGCUUGGUGGAAGAACACGAAUUGGUCACCUUCACAAUCAAUGACCCUGAGAAUCCGAAGAACUGGUCCAAGGCGUAUAAAUGGUGGUGUACCAUGGUUGUGGCAUUCACAUGCUUUGUCGUCGCUUUCAACAGCGCGGUCAUCACAGGUAAUCUGGAAGGUGUUUCGGAAACCUUCAACGUCUCGAUGGAGGUUGCGUUGUUGACCAUUACCAUGUUUGUCAUUGGGUUUGGUGUAGGACCUCUCGUCUUCGCCCCAUUGUCAGAGAUGUAUGGUCGCAAGCCUGUCUACAUUAUCACCAUCGCCAUCGCCGUGAUUUUUGAGAUCCCGUGCGCAGUCGCACAGAAUAUCGGUACCCUCCUGGUCUGCAGAUUGAUCGACGGCAUCGCCUUUUCUGCCCCGAUGACUCUCGUUGGCGGCACACUCGCCGACCUCUGGAAGAACGAGGAGAGAGGAGUUCCAAUGGCAGUCUUUUCUGCAGCGCCUUUUAUCGGACCUGCGAUCGGCCCGUUAGCUGGUGGGUACCUGGGCAUGGCCAGUGGUUGGAGGUGGCUGUACUGGAUUCAACUGAUCCUGUCCGGUAUCUGUUGGCUUCUCCUCGUCUUUACCAUUCCCGAAACAUAUGCGCCAGCCCUCUUGGAUCGACGCGCCAAAAAUCUUCGAAAGACAACCGGGGAGGCCAAAUAUGUGACCGAGAAAGACCUUGAUACUCGACCAUUCAGCGAACGUCUGCGCAUCAUUCUCCUUCGACCUCUUCAGCUCCUCUUCCUAGAGCCCAUCGUACUCUUCAUAUCGCUUUACAUGAGCGUUCUGUACGGGCUCUUGUACAUGUUCUUUGUGGCCUACCCGAUUGUCUAUGUUGGAGGAAAAGGCUGGUCUGAAGGCAGUACCGGACUGAUGUUCAUCCCGCUGGCGCUAGGGGUACUCAUGUCCGCAGCUUUGUCACCCUUGAUCAACAAACAUUACCUCAGCCUCUGCAAGCGUGCCCCCAAUGGUAAACCGGCAGCAGAAGCACGUUUAAUCCCCAUGAUGUUCUCAUGUUGGCUUAUUCCGGUUGGUCUAUUCAUCUUUGCCUGGACCUCAUACCCCGAGCUGUCGUACUGGGGACCAAUGAUGGGUGGAUGGCCAGUGGGCUUCGGAUUUAUCUUCCUGUACAACUCGGCCAACAACUACCUGGUUGAUACAUAUCAGCACCAAGCUGCGAGUGCUUUGGCGGCCAAGACAUGUAUCAGGAGCUUCUGGGGUGCCAGUGUCGUACUUUUCACGCAACAGAUGUACGAUCGCCUGGGCUUUCAAUGGGCAAGUUCACUUUUAGCCUUCAUCGCCUUGGCUUGCUGUCUGAUCCCAUAUGUAUUCUAUUUCAAGGGUGCAGCAAUCAGGAAGCACAGCAGAUAUGCCUUUGCUGAUGACGAAGAUGAGAAAUUGGGGAUGGAGAAAGUGUGA